This is a messenger RNA of Bradysia coprophila, 1639 nucleotides long. RefSeq names its product arrestin domain-containing protein 1-like. NCBI's taxonomy places the organism in Eukaryota, Metazoa, Arthropoda, Insecta, Diptera, Sciaridae. Gene Ontology annotation, biological process: protein transport. Gene Ontology annotation, cellular component: cytoplasm. The record is from RefSeq and is a predicted model, not a curated record.
AUGCAUAAUUAAUAUAACAUGUGUGCGAACGCGAAUAUGUCAUCAUGAACACCCGUCACAAGAUUUUCGGUUUAAUAUUUUUUGGGCGAGGCAACUAGUGAGUGUUUACAAACAAAUCGAUACAGAUCUGUAGCUUCGUAUGUCUGCUUAGUGAUAUUUUGAUUUAAAUACAUUGUGAGAGUCAUGACGACAAUAUAUCGUGAAAUUGAAUUCGAAAAUAAUCCAUCGAAAGUGUGUUACAGCGGGCAACUGUUGAAGGGAAAAGCUCAAAUUUAUUUGCCAGUGGACACCCAUGUGAAAGCAAUUUACAUUACGUUUAGUGGCGAAGGAUUUUGCCAGUGGUCUGAAAAUGUUGAUGGCGAACAAAUUACCGGCUCAAAGAUCUAUCUCAAUGAACGAGUCAAUCUUUUAUCAAACAGUUCACAAGCUCUUACUUAGCCAGUUGUAUGAGAAUCUAGAGAAAACUAAGGUAUUUGAUGUUACAGCUGAUAUCGUUGUGCCUGCCGGUAAUCAUUCCUAUCCGUUCCAAGUUCAAUUUCGUCCUAGACUUCCUACUUCCUAUGAAGGAACGUACGGACACAUUCGUUACAUCUCUACUCUACACAUCGAUCGUUCCUCAAAAAAGCUCGAUCCGUUUACAGAAACUUUCACUGUAAUCAAUCCACUGAAUUUAGACAACAAUUCGUCGUAUAGAAUGCCACUGGAAGUACGACAAUGUACAAAAUUCAACCAGUUUUGUUUGCUAUUCUGUUGGAAAACAGAUGAUUUAGAAAUAUUUGGUAAAUUGCCAGUUCGUGGAUAUUGUCCGGGUCAAACAAUGAAUUUGAAAUUGGAUGUAGUCAAUAAGAGCGGCCAGGAUAUUUUGCAUUUUGCGGUUCAAUUUGUGCAAGAAGUCACAUACACAGCAAACAAUGGACAGCAAAAGUUGGAACGCAUUGUACAGAGUACAAAACUGACGGAUGGUUGUAGAGCCGAUCGUCAUAAUCUGCAAUCAAUUAAGGUGAACACAUUAGUUCCGUCUCUACCUCCGACUAAUUUUUCGGCAGACGUUUGCGGGAGUCGUUAUAUGUUUGUGAUCAUAGCAUAUACAGAAAUUUGUCGUCGAAAUGUAACAUUUGAAAUACCGGUCAUCAUUGGAACGUAUCCAAUUUCAAAUGAAUUCUAUUCACCGUCCGAGAACGUUACAAAUCAAACAACAGUUUUACCAUCCGCACCACAGAUAGACGGAUACGCAUAUGGAUCGAAUAUAAGCAUCAACUCUUCUUCGGAUCUUCCACCUUAUCCAGAAGCAGAUCCUCCGACAUAUGAAGAAGCUACUCGAAGUAUUUUGGAUGUGACACCGCAACAAAAUUUCGUUCCCAAGUAUCCAACUUACAGAAGACAAACUUCGUACGCUACUGAAGAACCAUAACAACGUUAUUUUGAUCUAAGUGCCAGGAGUGCCUAUAAUGAUGACAAAAAUAAGUGGUUAAACUAGCGAAGCAAAAGAUAUUACAUCGAUCUCAUCGAAACGUUUUGAACCAUAGAAGAACCAGAUUUGUACGAUUAUAAUGGUAAAACGUUUGCCGUUUCUGAAUAGACACAACUCGAAUUGUUGGCCUCUAAAUUUUAAAUGCUUCGCUUGGCCACCUCUCUCAAU